GUGUCUGUGUGUCUGGGCACGUGUGUGUUUGUGUGUGUGUCAGACGAGUGCCUUCUCUUUAAGAGGAGGCUUUCCCACUCGCUCUGACCACACUCUCAUCUGGGACCAGUGCUGAGACAGAUCCGAUCUUUUCUUUGCUUUUGGGGAACGAGAACUCUGAGGUGAGCACGGAUGGAAACUGUGAAAUGCUGGAGGAGGGGAUUUUUUUCGGUUGGAAAGACCGAGCGAACGCCUCAAUAGAACAGAGAAUAUUGUUUAGAAAUGUUCUUUACUGAAGUUCUUCUACAGCUCUGAACAAUUGAUAUAGUGUUUAUUUUGACUUUAACAUCCUGUGUUUAUGUCAUUGUCUAAAAUAUAUGUCUAUAACUGACAUCAAUAGAUUUCAUGAGGCAUGACAACAAAGUGCCCGGAUAAUCUUCCAUCUUGUUCUUUGUUGCAUUAUUAGUGGUUUUAAGGUAUUUUAUUCUGCUUUUCCAUUGAUUCACUUGUAAAAUCAAUUACAAUCUUUCUCCUCAGCUUCAGAUAUGGCUCGUCUGGAUCACGUCAUCACAAACAUUGUGGAUAUAUUCCUGGAGUACGCCGAAGAUGAGGGCAAGAAGCGCCAGUUAAACAAGGAGGAAUUAAAGAAAGUGUUGCAGCAAGAAAUACAAAGUCCCGAGUUGAAAGGUACAAUCAAUGCAGAUGAUAUUGAGGAAGCCAUGCAGAUGCUGGACAAAAACCAUGACGGUGAGGUUAACUUCCGGGAGUUUUGUCGGUGUGUGUCAGACCUGGCCAAGUGCCACUACAACAAGAAGACAGGCAAGGGAGGCAAGAAAGGCAAGGGCAAAGAACAGGAACCUGAGACUGAAGAUUAACUCUUAAAAUGUUGGAAGCUCUGUAACAUAUUAGAAAUAUCCUAUAUAUAUAUAUAUUUGGCAUAUACACAACUUAGAUGUCAUAUGUGACCCAGUCUUCCAGAUGUUAUUGCUAUCAAGCUAUUUUGCACUGUUAAUAAAACUCAAGCCUGUUUCUUGUGUCUAAAAAAUGCAUGC
Limanda limanda (common dab) is the source of this 1031-nucleotide messenger RNA. RefSeq names its product protein S100-G-like. The transcript has 2 exons. The record is from RefSeq and is a predicted model, not a curated record. Lineage: Eukaryota; Metazoa; Chordata; Actinopteri; Pleuronectiformes; Pleuronectidae. Gene Ontology annotation, molecular function: transition metal ion binding; calcium ion binding. Bases 525 to 854 code for a protein of 109 amino acids.